This is a messenger RNA of Chondrus crispus (carragheen), 873 nucleotides long. RefSeq lists its product as hypothetical. The transcript has a single exon. Lineage: Eukaryota; Rhodophyta; Florideophyceae; Gigartinales; Gigartinaceae. The record is from RefSeq and is a predicted model, not a curated record. Bases 1 to 873 code for a protein of 290 amino acids.
AUGCGGAACGAAGUCUCUCUUGCUGACACGAUCCUCAAAGCACUUGAGAAUGAAUUCAGGGGCAAAAGCAUCUCGCGUGUGAUACAGUCUUUUCGCAAUGUCGUAGAUGGGAAGAAAUUGGAAGUCAACGAGGGUGAAAUCACUCACCAAAGGGCGACGAGUUUCAUCGAAGGCCUCGAUGCAACUCCGUUUAUAGAAGAUUUCGAUAACGAUUAUCAGUGGGUUCGUCAUCUGGAAAACAACUGGGAAACUAUUGCUGCAGAACUUAGAGAAGCUAUGAAACAAAAAGACAUCCAGAGGAAAGGUAACAAUAUUUGGGCACCUCCCGUAGUCGAAGCAGCAAAUGCAUACGGCCCAGACUGGAGAACUCUUGUUUUACAAGAUAGGGUUUGGGAUCCAGUGAAUAUCAACCUUUUUCCUAAGACCACAGCCAUUCUCCAGGACAGUGAAGCGCAUGUACCAUCGGUGGAGGCCUUCUUUGCCCGUCAGGCUGCUGGUACUGGAAUAAAACUGCACACUGACGAUUGCAACUUUAUUCUCACGAUGCAUUUAGCUCUGAGCGCUCCAGAGAAGCAGUCCUGGAUUGAAGUGGCCGGUGAACGAAGGUAUUGGGAAAAUGGUAAGGGUCUAGUCUUCAACACAAGCUUCUUUCAUCAGACCAUGAAUGAGUCGAACGAACAAGACAGAGUUGUGCUCCUCAUUCGUUUUUGGCAUCCUCAGCUGCGGCCCAUUGAACGGGAAGCACUCAGUUUCCUUUUUCAGGCCAUAGAUAACCCGGAUGGUCAUCCCUCAGUUGUGAAAGCUCGACGGCAACUACGGGCCCAAGGCUCGAGCCCACCCCAAAGGCCUAGAGGCCGUGGCUUUGGGGCGUAG